Molecule: messenger RNA, 2358 nt
Organism: Danio rerio (zebrafish)
Lineage: Eukaryota; Metazoa; Chordata; Actinopteri; Cypriniformes; Danionidae
Source: RefSeq, a predicted model, not a curated record
AUGCCUGUCCAUGUAGCGGCAACAGAUAAUGACAGAGACUUCAAUAUGUGUGGAAAGUGGCUCCAUGGCAUCGCACCUCGAAAUCUGGAAUAUGAUUUGAAAACCGGCUGUGAAAGAAUUGAAAUUUCAGCCAAUGAGAUUACGCUCUCUAUUCAGGGCAGGAUCACAGCCAAGUGCACACAAUCUUCAUCCAUUCAACUAGAUUCAAAUCCUCAUCAGAAUCAAAGUCAUUUCUGUGUGUUCUGGGAGCCGCUGCUGGACCUGCUGAUAGUGGAGGUCAAUGGCAAGAAUCACACUCUAUGUAAACCAAACGGCCUCCAAGGAACCUGCUGCACUGACCUCUAUCAAGGAGUUCAAGAAAACGCUCAUAUGUAUGGUAUUGUGAAUGGCAGUGUUAAAGGUGAUGUCAUCACAGGUGAUCUCAAGAGAAACUACACAUUUGAUGGGGCUCAAAUCAACUGCAAGGAGAAGUUCUGUGAUGAGGCAAGUCUGAAGCCCAGAGGAGCAAACAUGAUAGAGGAAGUAGUGAUGAGAUCCAAUGCAAAGGGUCGUGUGGAUCUACCUUGUGCUCAGGGCACAGUCAUUGAGAUGAACGAGGAAUUCACAGGACACAAUUUCACCGUGCCUGCCCCUCGAUUUGUAGACGCAAACACCAUACCCUCUGUUUAUAUUCCAUCAAGCCUGAAAUCUGUAUCAAGGAGCAGAUCCAUAGUGGUGUACAUUUACUACAAGAACAAGACGUUAUUUGAGGUAUACAGUGUCGAAAAGUGGAGAUCAGAGGGUUGUGAGACAGUUAUCAUAAAUGCAAAUAAGAUAGAGUGCCGUUGUCAUCACUUUGCAUACAUCACUGCUCAAGUGGUGAGAGCUACAGUUCGCCAUCAAAAGGCUCUAACGAUUGUUACCUCUGCGGGCUGUGCUCUGUCCUUAGUGAGCUGUUUGGUUCUUUUCUUCUGGCCUUAUAAACGCAAAGGAGAGAAAGACCCGUCUUUACUGGUGCAUCGUGGACUGGCUGUAGCAACUUUUUUUUUGUCCCUGUGCUUGAGUUAUAUCAGCAGAUUAGCAAACGCUGAAAAUGAAACUGUUUGCAAGAUAACUGGAGCUCUUCUGCACUAUUCACUACUUAGCACCCUCUGUUGGAUGACUGUAGAAAUGUUUCACAUUUUCUCGUUCAUCUACUGUAAAUUCAACUCAGAGCUUUUUCAGUGGGUUUUCUACUUGGCAGGCUUUGGAAUCCCAGCUCUACUAGUAGGUAAAUUGCUCUGUAUAGGUGAUAUUUAUGGCUUGAGGAACAUUGGGAAUGAAGAUAUCACUAGUCAGUAUUUUAUGUGCUGGAUGUUAAAUUCUGACAGGAGCAGACUGGCCCAUUAUAUCAUUAAUAUUGGCUUGUUUGCAGUUGCGACGAGCUCUGGCGCAGUCAUGCUUUUCCUUGUGGCUAUAAAAAUACACACCCGUCCUGAGUGGAGGAAGAACCGCAUGGCUUUUCUCAGUAUCUGGGGUCUUAUUUGUCUGUUUGGAACAACAUUGGGCCUAGGUCUUUUCAACUUUGGCCCUCUUUCAGAAACCAUGCUCUUCCUUUUCUGCAUUAUCACUUCCUGCCAAGGUUUUUUUCACAUGCUGCGAUACUAUAUUCUUGAACGGACGAAAAAGAUGUGUGGAUUGAGUUCGGAUGAGGCAGUACAGUGCUGAGUUCACGAUUGAGUGAUUGAUGACUUUUUUAUCAUUAAAAAAUCAAUUACAUUUUGGUCAUUACAUUGAUGUUUCCAUCUGUGUGUGUUGGGGGGCUGUAUUUUGUAUAGUGUUUAAAAGUUGAAUCAUCACACAAAUCAUAGAGCUGAAAAAACUACGAUGACAGAGUAUUCUUUGUCAGAAAUUUAACCACCGCCUUGAUAUUACUUUUAGAUAUAUAUAUAUUUUUUCAAACAUAGCAGAUGAUGUCAUGGGUGGAACUCCCAGUAUGGCUACUUCUCAUUAUAAAUCCUACAGUAGCACAGAACAGCAAGUUCUAGUUUUAUUUUCACCUUUAAGUAAUAGAAAGCUAAAGACUUUUGAGAAAAAUAUGGAUGCAAUCUAUGGGUACUCAAUUUUCUCGAUUUAUGUAAUAUUUAUCAAAAUGUGCAUGUUACCCCCUUUAAAACUAAAUGCUUCUCGUUAUGUACUGCAUUUCUUUGAUCUUAAUCAAAGACAGAAAUAUAAAUAUAAUAAUAAAAUAUUAUCUUUCAACCUUGUGACUGAUUAAAAUUUGAAUUGAUCUGCUUUGUGUAAUGUUUAAGUUUGUGUACACUCGGAAAUAAAAUGCUUUUGUUUGCAUUACCCAAUAUAAAUGUUUUAAUAAAAUAUUUGAAUGUGAAUAUUCGACAU